UUUUUGUUUUUAUUUUUUUAUAUAUGAACUUAAAAAUCAUAAAAGAAAAUAUUAUUUACACUUGUGAAUAAUAAAAGAUGAGUAAUCCCACUGUGGAACAAGUGGAUACACUCCUAACAUUCCUACCAGAGCACCAGGAGUUAGCUCGUGGCCACUGUAGAAAUGCAGAAGGGCGAACAAGAUCCACCCAAUUAUGGGUUCGUCUCACAGACGAACUCAAUGCAUUGGGUGGAUGCACUAAAACUAUAAAGCAGUGGCAGAAGGUAUGGGCUGACAAAAAAUAUCUAACUAAAAAAGCUGCUGCUGCUGCUCGAAGGUCUGCCACAGCCACUGGAGGAGGGCCAUCAUCUGCUGAGCCUUUAAACCCAAUACAGAGCAGAAUAUUGAGUAUUAUGGGAGAGGGCUUUGGAGAACCUCAGUCGGAUGCACGUGUUCCUGCAUUUCCAGAGGUGCCCAGCUCAGCAGAUGAAACUCCAUUAGAGAUUCAAAAUAUAGAGCAGCAGCAGCAGCAAAAUCCUCAGCAAAUGAUGCAACAUCACGGGUUCAUAUUUUCUAAUGCAUAAAUAUAAUUAAGACAAGUUGCCUUAGUUAUAUUUGUACAUUUUCAAAACAUUUCGGGCAUUUCAUAAUGUUGAUUGAAAUCUAAUGUUGAUUGAAACUAUUUAGAAUGAUCAAGUAUGUAUUUAUAAUAAAUUAUUUGUUAAUUGAUUUGAUGACCAAAAAGAUGAAUGGACUGUGUGAAAGAUGAGGUCCAUAAGAGUGCAACUAGGUGUAAUAAAUAGAGAAAAUAGUUGGUAAGACAUUUGAUGACCAGUGCUGCAUUAGCCAUUAGUUAGUACAGGCAACUGCCAUAUUCAGUAUAUUUGUGUUUGUAAUUUUUAUAUGUUAAAACAUAUUAUAGCAGUUUUUUGUGAGCUAGAUUUGGAUUGCCUGGAAGUCCUGACAUGGAUUUUUCAGACUGCUGAUGAUCAACUUUAAAGAAUGUACUAAAAGCAUAUGGAAAUAAAUAAUUUAUUUUAUUAUAAGUAACACUGCUGAAGAAAGAGAUGAUAGUGGUGAUAUUAUCUUUAUAAUAUGUCUGUCUUCCAAAUGCCUCUUAUUAUUUCAUACAUUCAAUUUAAUUUUUACAGUUUUAUAUAUGUAUACACAGUUUUUCAAUGUUAACUAAGAAGUAAAGAUAAGACAGUACUAAUAAAUAACACUAUU
Molecule: messenger RNA, 1206 nt
Organism: Achroia grisella
Lineage: Eukaryota; Metazoa; Arthropoda; Insecta; Lepidoptera; Pyralidae
Exons: 4
Coding region: 78-563 (161 amino acids)
Cellular component (GO): nucleus
Source: RefSeq, a predicted model, not a curated record